Oryctolagus cuniculus (rabbit) is the source of this 4573-nucleotide messenger RNA. The record is from RefSeq and is a predicted model, not a curated record. Lineage: Eukaryota; Metazoa; Chordata; Mammalia; Lagomorpha; Leporidae.
AAUUUUAAAAGAAAAGAAUCCCACCGAGCCAAAGCUGCCACCACACGGGAGGUGCCGCGGGACACAGGUGCCUUCUCCAGCCCGAGCUGCAACUCCCCUCUAACGCAGCCCGGGGCUGCACCCUGUGGCCUUCGGGCCUGGGGUCCUGAGGAGGACAUAGCCCACCCCAGUGCUCAGUGCAGGGGCUGCAGAGACCCCGCGUGCCUCAGGCCCCUGCAGCACGGGCUGUGGGGCCAGGCCAGGGGAGUGUGCAGGCGUGCUUGGCCCCUGGGCCGCGGGCAUCGGUGAAGCGGGCUGCAGCUCCCUGGCAGGUGGGGACUCAGAGUGGGGGGACCCGGGGCACGGAGGAGCAGGGGCCGGCGAGGAGUCGGGCUGGGGCUGCAGGGCGGGGCCCUCCAUGCCCACGGCUCUGGCUGCCCAGAGACCUGGGCUGGGCUCUCCGGAGAAAGGCACGAAGCUCUUCCCGGACCUCAAGGGGCGCCCGACCUGGAGGGACGGGGCGUGACCUGGGUGCCCGUGGGGGCUCCUGGGAGGGCCCUGAGGGGCGGGGCAUCGCAGAGAACAUGGCCGCCUUCCCGGCUGCCCGCUGUCCCCCGAGGCCGGGCCGUCUUGGCUCGAGCCUCUCCGGCCCGGCACGUUCAGAGGAUGCUUCACCAAGGCCAUUAAGCUGUCACGGGCGUGCGGCUCGCGCCCCUUCCCGCCAGUCGCCGGGGCAGCUGCACUUCCCGUCUUUCCCCUCCACUGAGUCACCAUCCCGCCGCCGCCUCUGAGCUCAUCCUCCCAGCCGUCACUCAGCCCCCUCCCCGCCGAGGGCCGAGGACUCUGCCAGCCCGGGCAGCCGGACGGCCGCAGGCGCCCACUCUGCUCCCUCUCCCCUGUGUCGAAGGCAGGUGCACCUCGCAGGACGGCAGGUGGACGCUGUGGCCUGGGGUCCUCCCACCACCCCUCUGCUCCAGGCCCCGGGGGUGGGGGCAGCGGCUCCCUUGGUGGCUGAGUCCGCAGAUGUCAGCGCCACCCGCACCAGGAAGGAGGAGGUGGCAUCGGUCCAUGGCCUGGCACACGCGUCCGUCUCCCCUGCCACACAGAGGACAGGGCUGGGCAGGGACCCCAGGGAGCUGCCCACUGCCCAGCUGCCUGCGACAAGGCCCGGCGGCCCCACCACCCUGUGAGUCCUCGGGGUCUCUGCCGGGAAACCCUCCCGGGGACCGGGGAGGCGGUGCGCGCCCCAGAACCCUGGCACCGCGCAUGCUCAGCAGCAGAAGCCGCGAUGGCCCCGCCCGACCGGCAGAGGAGACCCAGACCUGACCAGGCGGGCAGACCUGAAAAUACAACAUCUGGCCUAAGAACGUUGCGGACAAAUGUCAGUAGCGAAGAGUUUGAGAGGGAGAGUGGGGAACUCGCGACGGCCGCAGAGAGCAGGGGCUGCAGACCAGACGGCCAGAGGAGCAGGAGCAGCCCCGCGACCAGGCCGGGCAACGCCGUCUGUCCGUCCAGCGCACUGGGCUCCAGAGACAGCAGAGGCUGUGGCAGAAAAGGCGUCGGGAGGCGUCCCAGGUCUGGGGAGAGGAAGAUUCGAACCUCCCAGAAGCGCAGAGAACGGGAACGGCCUAGAAACGCAGGAAUCCGAAGGAAGCGCUUUGGAAGCAGCUAAGGAAAACAACGCAUUUCAGACUCGAAAAUGGCGCCGAUGGCCGCAGGCUGCCCGUCAGGGGCAGAGGCGGGGGCAGUGGGGCGGCAUCUUCUCAUUAAGAUCAACUGUAUUAACUUGAAAGAGUGACGGAGAGAAUGGGAGAGACAAGGAUCCCCCAGCCGCAGGUUCAUUCCAAGUGUGCAAUGGCUGGGGCUGGGCCAGGCCGAAGCCAGGAGCCAGGAACUCCCUCCAGGUCUCCCAGGCACUGGGGCCACCUCCCAUGGCCUCCCAGGCUGCCAGCAGGGAGCUGGGUGGGAAGUGGAGCAGCCGGGACUGGAACUGGUGCUCUGAGACGGGACGCUGGCCUCACCAGCCGUGGCUCAGCCGGCUGCGCCCAGCGCCGGCCUCAGAACAGCGUCUCGGAGGCGGAAGGUUCUGCUUCAUCUUCUGACCUGACUUGUUCCCGUCUGCGUCCUGCCUUGACCUUCACUGCUGGCCCCGGGCUCCGUGCACGUCCCCUGGCUCCCUGCUGGAGCUGGAGUGCGGAACGGGCCCAGCGCAGGCCCUGGGCUCCCCAGCGGGGCGGGGCUGGCCCCUCUCCCUGUUCCUGGGGUCUCCGUGGGCCCCACGCUUCGGCGCGAGCCCUGAGGCGUGACCUGAGCCUGUUUCAGGGCCCAGCCCUCGUCUGUACCCCCGCCCAGGUAGGCUCCACCCCGCACGUCCAGGUCAGUCCGGCCCAGCCUGGGGCCCUGAGCACCCGGGGAUCGGGGUCGGACACGGAAGCCCAGCAACGCCUCCACCUGCUCCUGGCUGGCAGCGUCCCCCGGCCCAGUGCAAUGGAGCCUGAUGGUGCCCCGACGGUGUCCCGGUGACGCCAGCAGGAAGGACAAGGACAGUGCCGCAGGCCUCGGUCAGGAGCUCCCCUCACCCCAGGACAGGACCCUGAGUCUCGGCUGUGCAGGGGCCUGGGGUCCUCUCCAGAGACCACACACGAGACCCACGGACCACAGUUUCCAGGCAACAGGUGCCCCAUGACCCGGACAGUUGCACCCGGGGAAGGCCGGUGCUGGCCGGGUCAGUGCAGGUGGCCCCAGCGCAGCCAGCUGCAUGGGUGCCAAGGGCGCCUUUGAGGCCACACAUGCUUAGGGUGCUGUCCAGGCUCCCCAGGACACGGCUCAAGUGCGGGCAGCACUGUCCCCGGACCUCGCUGGCCCCCGACGGCAGCCAGCGUCCCCUGAGGCUCUCAGCUUAUGGCUUCCAAUACUCCCUGUCCUCGGGCCACAGAGCGGGGCUUCUGGGGGCGCUACUCCAGCUGGGCUGGCCUCGAGCCCCACCGCCGCUGCACAGGGCUAUCCUGCUGCGUGCUGGCCAGGAGCACGAGGGGCAUGAGGAGUCGCCCGUCCCCAGGGCGCCCUCACCCCCAACAUCUCAGUUGCCUGAAGAGGAAAGAGCCUGCCUGUGCGGCCGCGGGAGACCCUGUCCGCAGGGCUGUGCCCCACCCCCACCCCAGAGGGUCUCCCUCAGCCAAACCUGGCUUCACCUGAGGGCGCUGGGAGCUUGGAGAUCCCGGGAACCCGGAGUCCCAUUUCACGCUUCAGCACCGCCCCAGCCCCCGCCCUGGCUCCGGCUCCAGGGUGGGGCUGGGGGCUGCCGAGGGGCUUGUGUGGUGUCUGAUGCCCCAGAGCCAGGACUCGCGGGGAGCAAGCGGGGGCUCAGGAGGCAGCAGACCCCUCCACUCCUGGGGGAGCCUGGGGAAGAACCUGGAUGCUCCUGCCUUGGCUGCCUCCACUGUGUCCUGGGUGCCCUUGGCCUGGGGCCGCCCGCUCACCGCCUGUCUGGCCGAAUGAUUCACUGGGCCGCACAGGGCCAGCCCUGGCAGGACAGGCGGGGUGAGCGGUGUCCUGGACAGAGGCCCGGCCCACCGGUGCCCUUAGAUCACCAGGCUGCAGAGCCGGCUCCGCCUCCGGCCCCCAAAGCCGCCUCCUGCCCACUGCUGCCUGCUGUUCUUGGGCCGGCUCAGUGCCGCCACGUGCACUGUGUCCUGGCUGUGCCUGGCUCCAUCCAGUCCCGUGUCGAUCCCCAAACUCCACCGUGAGCCGGCAGAGGCCGACAGGCAGCAGAGAGCCAGGGUAUGGCGGGCUCCGCUGUCGGCUUGGUUUCAGCUUUAUCAGACAGCACCGCCCAGGGGCCUGGAAAAGACAGUUGCGGGUUCGCUCUGGGGCGCGUGUGUCUGCAGGUGCACAUAGGUGAGCCGUGUGCCGUGUCCACACGUGUGUGUGCGUGUGCUGCAUGGCCGUGUUUUACGCCAGGGCGCGCUGGAGGCCAGGAUCGGGCUUUGGCUGGUUUGCUUCCGGGGGCUGUGGGCCUGGGUCAGCCUCCUUGCCCCCAGCCUCGGCCUGGGUGUUUCUUCCCGUGUCCUCUCGGGCUUGUUCACCCAGAGCCCCCUGCCCUGAGCUGGGUCCCUGCGGGCUUCUGGUGCCGGCUCCUGCCGAGAGGAGGACCCCCACCCCCAGGCCUGCGCCAGCCCAAGCACUCCGGGGGACGAGUAAGAGGGCCCUCCCCACACGGCCCGGACCCUCGGACUUGGGUCUGCUGAGCAGCCCACUCCCCCGAAGUUUGGGGCCAGCUGCGGGGGCUGGGCGGGGCCCUGGUGAAGCGGCCACGGCGGCGCCAGCAUCUCCUGCCAGAACUCGGGGUUCAAAACGCAGCUGUUCUGCUCCCCUCCAGCUCCCGCCAGCACAGGUCAAGGGCUGCGGCCCCGGCACCCACGGGGAGGCCUGGAGGCGGCGCCUGGCCCAGCCCUGGCCAUCGCUGCCGUCGGGAGUGAACCAGUGGAUGGAGGAUCGCUCUCUCUCUCUCUCUCUCUUUCUGCCUUUCAAAUAAAUAAAUAAAUGUUUAAAAACUUGUUAUUUCAAAAAUAAUAAAUAAAAUAUUGUGUUAAAA